CGCCGCUGCUGCCACCUCCUCCGCCGCCCCCGGCGCCUCCUCUAUCCUCCAACAACUCGACCGCUCCUCCAACCUCCCCCCCAAGUCCCACCGCAUCGGCCUCUCCCCCUCUCAAUCCCGCCCGAAUCCCUAGAGAUGGAAGUCGAAGUGAAGCUCCGCCUCCCCGACGCCGAAGCUCACCGCCGCGUCACCUCCCUGCUUUUCCCUCACCUGCUCCGCACUGACCGCCAGGAGAACCUCUUCUUCGACGGCGCCGGCGGGGAGCUCUCCUCGCGGCGCGCCGUCCUCCGCCUCCGGUUCUACAACGGCGACUCUCGCUGCAUCGCCUCGCUCAAGGCCAGGGCCGUCCUGGUCGACGGCAUCAGCCGCGUCGAGGAGGACGAGGAGGAGCUGGACCCGGUGAAAUGUCGGGAGUGCGUCGCUGAUCCGGGGAAGAUGGGAUCGAUGGACUCUAGGGUUUUGAGGAGAUGCAGAGAGGAAUUUGGGGUGGGGGAGUUCGUGGGGCUGGGAGGGUUUGGGAAUGUGAGGGAUGUGCAUGAGUGGAAAGGGUUGACGCUGGAGGUCGACGAGACAAAGUACGAGUUUGGGACAUGUUAUGAGAUCGAGUGCGAGAGUAGUGAUCCUGAGGCCGUGAAGAAGGUGAUUGAAGAGUUCCUGAAGGACAAUGGGAUUGACUAUAAGUAUUCGGAAAAGUCCAAGUUUGCGACUUUUCGGUCCGGGAAGUUGCCAGAGUAGUCGUUAUGGACAGGCAGCGGACGACCUUUAUCACUGCGAAUGUCCCUUUUUUCGUGGCCAUCGGCUCAAGUAUUCAUAUCAACGAGUAAAUAAUUUGAAGUCUGACGAACGUGGUGAACUUGCAAUUGGAUGAGUUGCAUUCUACUCCAACUACUCGCAUAUUUGUUAAGUGCUUGGAGCACUGUAUCUCAUCAGUAUUUUUCCCCGGGACCAAGUAGUUAGUGAAAUCUAUGAACUACAAUAAUACAUAUGGAGGAUUUCAUCUAUCUGCAAGAACCAAAAUUUGUAGUCAGAUUGUGUUUUCUAGCUCAUCAUCCAGAGUGGUUCGGGAACUUUGAUGAUGUGUUCAUUUUCAGCUUUGUUUUUC
Molecule: messenger RNA, 1102 nt
Organism: Rhodamnia argentea
Lineage: Eukaryota; Viridiplantae; Streptophyta; Magnoliopsida; Myrtales; Myrtaceae
Product: triphosphate tunnel metalloenzyme 3
Exons: 2
Coding region: 136-735 (199 amino acids)
Source: RefSeq, a predicted model, not a curated record